AGUAAAGUAUCCUGCUGGCAGUGAGAAGUAUUUACGUAAUGACGUGAUGCCUCAGGACGCACGCAACGUGUCCCUGUUCUGUUGACUGGGAAGCCCCUAGCGCGGAGCUGCCAACGCCCGGCGUAAAGACACAGAGAAGACGAUCUUGAAUGAAUAGUGAGGACUGUAAAACACAGCUAUGCAGACCAUCAAGUGUGUUGUAGUUGGGGACGGUGCAGUGGGUAAAACCUGCCUGCUCAUCUCUUACACCACGAACAAGUUUCCCUCUGAAUAUGUACCUACAGUGUUUGAUAACUAUGCGGUCACUGUAAUGAUCGGAGGCGAGCCCUACACUUUGGGCUUGUUUGAUACAGCAGGUCAAGAAGACUACGACAGGUUACGACCUCUGAGUUAUCCCCAGACAGACGUCUUCCUCGUCUGUUUCUCUGUCGUGUCCCCCUCCUCCUUUGAGAACGUCAAGGAAAAGUGGGUUCCAGAGAUCACCCACCACUGUCCAAAGACCCCCUUCCUGCUAGUUGGGACUCAGAUUGACUUGCGGGACGACCCAUCCACUAUAGAGAAGCUGGCCAAGAACAAGCAGAAGCCCAUCACCCCGGAGACGGCCGAGAAGCUGGCCAGAGACCUGAAGGCUGUGAAGUAUGUGGAGUGCUCCGCCCUCACGCAGAAAGGCCUAAAGAAUGUGUUUGACGAGGCGAUACUGGCUGCAUUGGAGCCCCCAGAGCCCAAGAAGAAACGCAAAUGUGUGCUGCUAUGAGAGGCUCCUACCUUUUCACAGCACUCACACACAGCACACACACACACACACACCUUUAAUACGUACAACCACGCCUCCCCUGCCCCACCCCCCUCCCCUGGUUGACAGCGAUGUCCUCCACAGGGAAGACUAGAAAGAAAGCCGACCAAGUUUCAUAUAACUGCAAUAAUAACUCCACCCGCAGUUGGAGUUGGAACAGAAGAUGAGCCAGACCUCGCUGACAGGUGCUGUGGGCUCCGGGCGGAGUGGCAAAACCUUGGACAGGGACCCAAACAUCAAGCUCACAUACAAGUACACUUCAUUUUGUCCAGCUUUUGAUAGAGCGACUUGGAUACAGUCUAGUGUUGUGGCCUGUUCAGCUUUUAGAUGCCCAGCCAUUUAGUUGUCCUCAGCCAAUGUAAAGAGUUCCUGGACAUCACCCCCGCCCCAGCCCCCUCCCAGCUGCCUGAUCAGUGGCUGAUCAUGCUACUGGCCCCGCCCCUCAUGGCCUGAUCCCCACGCUUUCCCUCAGCACUGCCAGAAGAAAUGCUAGCAGAGUAGUGCUGCUUUGUUUCUGUUUGCCAACAGCCCACGACGCGUCUGAGAGAUUUGUUCCACGUUCCAGAUAGACGCUCUAAACCACUAAGGAAACUUUAGAUCUGGCAGAACGGCUAAAAUCACACAACUCUCAGCAAGGUAAUGAAUUGGUAAAUACUGCUGUCUAGUGUCCAGUCCUGUUGGCGUCAGCAGAGUCCGUUUGGAGAGAAGAAAUCACUUGAAGAGCUGAAGGCAUCCAUUAGACCACAGGAACUGGCCUUUUAGAUGCAGGGAACUUAAACAGUGUUAGCAGAACAAGCAGUGUGUUCUUUAUGCGUUUCCAGGGACUGUGGGAGGGUAUAGCAGGAUAAACGUUGUCAUCGCCUUACACUCAGAACGGGUACAGCAGAGACAAAUGUUCAUUCCACAGCUGGAGAUCCAUAUCUAAAAAUUCCACCAGGAUUCUGUGCCAGGGCAGGAUCUGGUGCCUCCCUGUCGGGUCAGGGUGUCUGCCUUACCCGUUCAGACUGUACGGUGCUGCGUGGAGCCGGGCCCAGGUCUCUGAUCUAACUGAUAGGUUUAACAGAUGUAAUUAUAAUGUUGAUGUAUGCUCCAGGUGUUUUUACCAAAAUCUUAUUUUUUUUUUUCUUCAGUAUUUCUGUUUGUGUUUUUUAUUUUAUAUAAAUAUAUUAAAAAAGUAACUCACUCCAUUUACAUUUAGGGGUUGGAACUCAUCUGAACUCUUACCUGCCAGUUUAUAGCAGAAUAACCUCUGAUUGGUUACGUUUCAUAAACCCUCCUAUGGCAGAGCACUGCUUGGUAGAGGUUACUGUCAUUGGUUGGUUCUUGUUUUCUUAACUGGUGGCUUAGAGUUGGGUUGAUGUCGAGCCCGAGUCAGGAUAAUUAUUAUAACCUGUUGUUGUUUUGGUGACAAACCAAAUGCUCUGUCUGAAGUCUUUGUUCUUUGUAUAUGCAUUCUUUUCAGAAAUAUUAAACUUAUACCUUAAUUGCCUUUA
Messenger RNA from Micropterus dolomieu (smallmouth bass), 2286 nucleotides. Its product is annotated as cell division control protein 42 homolog. The record is from RefSeq and is a predicted model, not a curated record. Bases 179 to 754 code for a protein of 191 amino acids. Lineage: Eukaryota; Metazoa; Chordata; Actinopteri; Centrarchiformes; Centrarchidae. Gene Ontology annotation, cellular component: dendritic spine. Gene Ontology annotation, biological process: small GTPase-mediated signal transduction; modification of synaptic structure. Gene Ontology annotation, molecular function: GTP binding; GTPase activity. The transcript has 6 exons.